AUGAGGUCUGAUUACAAAGCCUGCUUUCUCUUCUACUUUCUCUGCUUUUAUCCGACUGUACUCUCUCUAUGCUCAGUAAGAGUACAUUGUUUCAGUCUCACAAAGUAUCAUAUCACAGGAAUCCUAUACCUUUGGGUCUAGCUGCUUCCCCAGACACACACACACAUGGUCGGUGGGUCAGCUACGAUCUGGGUAGGGUUAACAUUAGGAUUGGUCUCAGUAGCUCUGACCUCAGUGCCUUUUGUCUUCAGGAACUCCUGUGAAGUGAAGAAGCUGGACAACCAGACUCCAUUACAGAACGCCUGCGGAAAAGUAAGGGUUCAUGUUCUUUACCAGCUCCUCAAACAGGAAAUGCUUCACUUGUCUCCUUUACUCUUUUCUCAUCAAGACAGCAAACUUUUUUUACGUUUAAAAUAAUGUUUUUCAGAUAAAUGUGUGUAUAUUUGCUGUCCUUGGCUAUCAUUGAAUCACAUAUGCAUGCAGGUAUACUGAUGGAACUGAGCCGUUCCAUCAGUAUAGCUCUGCCCUGUCCUCUACUCUACCUCAGCCUUCAGUAUACGUCAGCCCUGCUCUGGCACAGCACCAGGGAGCAAAGGGAGACUGCCCCAUUAUACAGUUGAAAAUGUCUCUGACUGUAUUUCCCUUCCCUGUCUGUCUGUAGGAGGACGACCACUGCGAGGCCCACGCCACAGAUGAGGAGAAGCUAGCCAGCACGGCAGGAGUCAGAGCAGACAGAGACCACAAAGGUAAGUGGAGGUUGAGGGAAUCAGACACACCCAAAUAUCAGUGUCUGUGUGAACUCAUGUGUUGGUUAAUCAAUGUCACAGGGAAGGUCAUUGUUUUCUUUCAUAGAACCCCCCAGUAACAGUUAUUAACUAGUAACUAAUUGUCAACAUCCACAAUAGCUUAAUUGGAUCCAAGGAAUCUGUAUGAGUGUUCCUAAGUUCCUGUGCUCUGAUCUGGGCUCCCUCCCCUCCCUCAGCUCAACCACUAGUGUAGGCUAUAUUAGCCCAACAGCAGAACCCUAGCAGUGUGACAGGAAGUAGACAGACUGUACCAGAUCAAUAGUCCCUCAGGCUGCAUGUGACACACUUCUACUGUAGCUCUGUUCUGUUCUGCUGAGCUGAGUUGGCCUUAUUGUCUGUUCUGUUCUGUUCUGCUCUGUCUAGUCUGGGGAGAUGUAUACAGUAGAAUCUGUCUGUCAUCUCAGGGGUUUAUUAUGAGACAGAAUUGUGUCAUGAUGUCCUCUGUGCUGCAGGCAUACACUGCCCCCUCCUGGUCAUGCAGCAGCAGUAGCACAUGGAGCUCCCAGUGACUGGAGUCAGAAUAGAAUAGAAUAGAAUAGUUCCUUAUGAGAAUACAGUGUGGGAUAUUUCACACAGAUACUUUUAGUGACAUUUCAUUUUUCUCUCCCAGGGACAGAACUGAGUGUGUCAGGCAGAUCAGAGGAGUCAGACUGCUGCUCUAUGGUGAGUACAACAACAUGCCCUGUUAACAGUCACAUUUAGCCCACUUCAGAGACCAAAGAUCUAGUGAUGGUUCCAUCAGAAUCAUGUGAUCUCCCUGGUGACCACUAGAUGGAGACAUCAGUUAGCCAGUAGUUUAGAACGCUGUCCUCUGAACACAUUAUGGUCAUGAUGUCACUGUAGUUAGGAGGGUUAACAAGUUCAGUUAGUGAAUGACUUAAUCACCAUCCCAUCUAGCUGAUCUUGGCCCAUCAUCAUCAUCAUCAUCAUGUUUCUAGUAGAUGUAGUGGAUUAGAGCUGUGUUGACAGUGAUGUUGAGGAGCUAGUGCUACUGUAUCUGGUUGGCUGAGAUGGUGAUGGUGACUGGCUUGAUUGGUCUACCCACCCGGUGCCUAACGGUGCUCUGUAACCCACUACAGUACAGUACCAUGGUAGCUUUACUCCCACACUGCACAUGAACUGACCGCGAGCUCCUCAGCCUGUCAUCAUCUCCAGCUCAUCAGGUGAUAGAGGGAUUGAGAUUACCAGACCCAUAGGAUUAGGAUAUGAGUGUGAGUUAUAAUCCAGGGAAGGACAACAGGAGGGCGAGGGCUGAGGGGUAGGGCGAGAGAAAGAGAUGGAAGUAACCACCCUUAACUCUGGCACUGAGGAACAAGACCUCAACUUCCAACUGCCAUCUCCCUCUCAGACUGCGUUUAGACAGGCAGCCCAGUUCCGGUAUUUUAUUUCACUAAUUGGUCUUUUGACCAAUCAGAUGAGCUCUGAAAAAUAUCUGACGUGAUUGGUCAAAAGACCAAUUAGUGGAAAAACGAUCAGAAUUGGGCUGCCUGUUUAAACAGCCUCAGAGUGCUAGAGUAGACCUGCAUCUCGCCUCAGGCUCUUGAAGGCAGAGCCAAUAUGAGAUGUCUUUGUACGGCUCUGGAUGGAGAUGAGAAUAUCACCACAACCCUCUAAUAAACACUAUACUACAUUGUACUAUAAUCGGUUUAUUACUGAGCGAAACACGCAGAUGGAAAUUACCUAUAAACAUACUGUUUAAACCUGCCACAUCCAGAAACAUUCACAGAUAGUGAAUUCAUGCUACAAGCCACACUGACAUUGUGACUAAAUCAGGAUUAGGGUCACUUUAAUCUAACAUCCAGUCAGGAAUUUAUGGAACUUCUCUCAAUCAAUUAAUCAAUCAAUCAAAUUUUAUUUAUAAAGCCCUUUUUACAUCAGCAGAUGUCACAAAGUGCUAUACAGAAACCCAGCCUAAAACCCCUAACAGCAAGCAAUGCAGAUGUAGAAGCCAGUGGCUAGGAAAAACUCCCUAGAAAGGAAGGAACCUAGAGAGGAACCAGGCUCUGAGGGGUGGCAAGUCCCCUUCUGGCUGUGCCGGGUGGAGAUUAUAACAGUACAUGGCCAUUAAGGCCAGAUUUAUCUCCAAGAUGUUCAAACGUUCAUAGAUGACCAGCAGGGUCAAAUAAUAAUCACAGUGGUUGUAGAGGUUGCAACAGGUCAGUACGUCAGGAGUAAAUGUCACUUGGCUUUUCAUAGCCGGGCAUUUAGAGGUUGAAAUAGCAGGUGCGGUAGAGCGAGAGAGUUGAAAACAGGGAGACACUGUGGCCCCGUCCAACGAUACCCCCGGACAUGGCCAACCAGGCACCUGCUCUGACACACAUCUCUCUGCAGUAUGAGGACUCCUGCCAGCUGAAGAAUGCCAAGCUGGGAGGAAGUGACACGCAGAAGACAGGAAGUGAGGUUCUAGACUCCAUUUGUAUCAGCGAGGCAGAGAAGAAGGCUGUUCUCACCCUCAUCAGAGGGGAGGUAAGUUAAACAACAGACCACACACAUGCAUGCACGUACACACACACACACACACACACACACACACACACACACACACACACACACACACACACACACACACACAGUAACAUAGUAAUAACUGUCUCCUGUGUCAGAUCAUCACUAAGGAGACGGAGGCCAGUGACUGGAGGAGGAAGUAUGAGGACAGCAGACAGGAAGUCAUGGAGAUGAGGUAGGCUAAUUCACAUGUACCAUGCUGUUACCAUUCACCUCAACUGUACUGUGAGGCUAGUAAUGAUGUGAUGUGUGCUGAGCAGUGAACAGACUGAGUGUCAGCUAGUCAAGAUUCAUCAGUAGUCGUUCCUCCUCUCUCACAGAAAGAUUGUGGCAGAGUAUGAGAAGACCAUCGCCCAGAUGAUUGGUGAGUGGCUUAGGUCAACCAAACCUCUUCAAACAUUCCUAUCCAUAAAUGUAGUGGUGGCCUUGAUGCAUGGAAUCAUAAAAUGACCCGUCUGUGUGACCUCUCUCUCUGUCAGAGGAUGAACAGUGCAACACCAUGAGCUCCCAGAAGUCUUUGCAGGCUGUAAGCAUGGAGAAGGAGUCGGCGCUAACAGACCUGAACUCAGUAGAGCGCUCGCUGUCUGAUAUGUUCCGCCGCUAUGAGAACAUGAAGAGCACCCUGGACGGCUUUAAGAAGGUUAGGGGUCAGAGUUCAGGGAUCAAGAAUAGUCUGACCUUAGUAUGAUUAGUCUUUGAGCUCAUAUAUUAGUUAUGUGUAAUGUUGUGGUUCUACUAUUGUGUGUGUGUAGAAUGAGGAGGUAUUGAAGAAGUGUGCUCAGGAGUAUCUGGCCAGAGUCAAGCAAGAGGAGCAGAGAUACCAGACCCUCAAACUCCAUGCCGAGGAGAAACUAGACAAGUAUGACCACACACCACACACACACACACACACACACACACAAACACACACAGAGGAGUCUGUCACUAACUACCAACCCCUACUCUUCCCUUCAGGGCUAAUGAGAACAUAGCCCAGGUACGCAGCAAGGCCAGCUCUGAGAGUGUUGCUCUCACCGCCAGCCUAAGGAAGGAGCAGAUGAAGGUGGAGUCUCUGGAGAAAGCCCUGCAGCAAAAGGUAAGGGCUAACAUUACCUAGCUACAUGCUAACACCCACUGCUAGGCCUAUAGCAGAAGGUAGCACACAAGCAUAGAGAUUGUUAGAGGACGCAACAUUGUAUCUGUCCCAUUAUGGCGUCUGUGAGAGCAUGGGCAGCGCCAUUGAGGCCAUCUCCAUUUUGGAGUAGUCAAUGUUCUUCUUUUACUUCUAUGAGUUGGUAAACAAACGGAAAGGGUGCAUACUGCCACCUGGAGUGUGUCGUUUGAACAGGUAUGAAGCCAAGGUUGGCGAUUUACUGCCACCUGCAGUUAUGGAAUGUUUGCUCACGAGUAUAAUUCAUUGGUUGGUCCCUCCUGAUGAACAGGAUGGAUUGAUGUGAUCCUUCCUUAACCCAUAGUCCUCAGUGGCAUCCUCUAUGGCGCUGCCCAUGCUAAAAAGGCCUUUUGGGCACUAGAGUUCUCUAUCUAUCUCUACGCACACAACCCUAACGCUACAUGCUAAUGCUAACCCUGCAACAAAAGGUAAUGCACAACACUUUUUGCUGACCAGGAAAAACUCCAGGCUUAAGUCCUGAAUCACCAGUCUCCCUGACGUGAUCUUCUGUCUAUUCACAGACUGAGGAGAUCGAGGAGCUCACCAAGAUCUGUGAUGAGCUCAUCGCCAAGAUGGGCAGAACAGACUGA
Molecule: messenger RNA, 5051 nt
Organism: Coregonus sp. 'balchen'
Lineage: Eukaryota; Metazoa; Chordata; Actinopteri; Salmoniformes; Salmonidae
Source: the annotation of a GenBank genome assembly